AUGGAGCGGUAUUUAACGCUCAAGUGCGAUGUGUACAGCUUUGGAGUUAUCAUGCUGGAGAUAGUCUGUGGCCGAAAGAACAGGAACACACCAACGCUCCUUUCUGAUGGCUGGGAAUCUUGGAAUCAGCAUAGGAUCACUGAGCUUCUGGAUUCAGCCGUGGCCCAACCGGAGCCUGAGCUCCUGUUCGAACUAGACAGAUGCGUGCAGAUAGGCCUUCUUUGCGUGCAGCAAUCGCCCAACGACCGGCCUACCAUGUAUGCAGUGGUCACGAUGCUCAACAACAGCAGCUCACAGAUCCGUGCGCCAAAAAGGCCAGUGUUCGACGGCAUGACCGAGCCUCCUCUCCGCGAGGCAGAUCACUCGGUGAAGGAAGGAGCAUCCAGCACAUCAAACGGCAGCUACACGAUCUACCUCUCGUAG
This is a messenger RNA of Panicum hallii, 423 nucleotides long. Its product is annotated as putative receptor-like protein kinase At4g00960. The transcript has 2 exons. Lineage: Eukaryota; Viridiplantae; Streptophyta; Magnoliopsida; Poales; Poaceae. The coding region runs from base 1 to 423 and encodes 140 amino acids. The record is from RefSeq and is a predicted model, not a curated record. Gene Ontology annotation, biological process: protein phosphorylation. Gene Ontology annotation, molecular function: protein kinase activity.